Messenger RNA from Trematosphaeria pertusa, 690 nucleotides. RefSeq names its product enoyl-CoA hydratase. The record is from RefSeq and is a predicted model, not a curated record. The coding region runs from base 1 to 690 and encodes 229 amino acids. Gene Ontology annotation, molecular function: enoyl-CoA hydratase activity. NCBI's taxonomy places the organism in Eukaryota, Fungi, Ascomycota, Dothideomycetes, Pleosporales, Trematosphaeriaceae. Gene Ontology annotation, biological process: fatty acid beta-oxidation. The transcript has 7 exons. Gene Ontology annotation, cellular component: mitochondrion.
AUGGGCUCACACGCUCCAGAGCUUUCGACCGUUAUGCUGUCGAUCAGGGAAGCGGACACCACGGUGCGCACUAUCGUCCUCACCAGCGUUGGGCUGUCUCCUUUCUGUGCCGGAGCGGACCUGAACGAGCUGGCGAAAAUGGCCACAGCCGGGUCGUAUCGGACCGGCUGGUUGAAGGAUGUAGAGACCAGCUUCUCGACGUUCCGUAAACCAAUUGUGGCGGCCGUACGAGGUUUCGCGUUCGCAGGCGGCUUCGAAAUUGCGCUCAUGGAAUCCUCUGCGGACGCUCGGUUCGCUUUUCCGGAGAUCAAGUUAGGUACCAUCCCCGGCGCUGGAGGUACGCAGCGGUUAACUCAAGCGCUCGGGAAGCAUAAGGCCAUGGAACUCAUUUUAACCGGCACGUCCAUGACGGCGACCGAGUUGGAACGAUAUGGCAUCGUGAACAGGGUGGUUUCUGUAGAGCAGGACGUUGUCGAUGAGGCGUUGAAAAUGGCAGAAACAGUCGCCGCUUUCUCAGCACCCGCGAUUGGACUGGCGAAGCAAGCAAUUAGAGCCGCUGAGGCCACAGCAUUGAAUGCGGGGUUGGAAAUGGAGCGGGCGCUGUACUACAGCGCCUUCUCGCUUGCUGACUUCGGCGAGGGCGUUGCAGCAUUCCUGCAGAAGCGGCCAGCGGCCUUCGAGCAUCGAUAA